Drosophila ananassae is the source of this 948-nucleotide messenger RNA. Its product is annotated as serine protease ami. The transcript has a single exon. Gene Ontology annotation, biological process: proteolysis. The record is from RefSeq and is a predicted model, not a curated record. Gene Ontology annotation, molecular function: serine-type endopeptidase activity. Lineage: Eukaryota; Metazoa; Arthropoda; Insecta; Diptera; Drosophilidae. The coding region runs from base 280 to 744 and encodes 154 amino acids.
CAACUCCAAUAUUGAAAAUGCUGCCCUUAGCCUGGAUAUUUGUUUUGGCAAUUUUGCCUCUGAGGAAAGUCGUCUGAGGACUGUAACAUUAUGGGAUCUUCCACCAAGACCAUGGUUAUAAACUAUCUCGCUUAGGUGGAGGUCUCCGGCAAAGCCAAGUGCGGUGGCGCCUUAUUGAAGCCCAAAUACAUUGUCACCGCGGCGAGCUGUGUUAACAACGUCGAGACGAACCAGAUCAAAGUGCGCCUGGGCACGUCAGUUCGUAACACUGAAGGAACCAUGUCCGAGGUCUGCAAUGUCAUCAUUCAGGGGCAGUUUAGCUCCGAUGCCCUGGACAACAACCUGGCCCGACUGCAGCUCUGCGAACCAGCUCCGAUCUCCGACAAUAUCAUAGAGAUCGCCGUGUUCGACAAACAGCCGAAAACAAAAAAGGUCUUAGUCAGCGGUUGGAGCAGCUUCAAGAGUGGCUGUAGGGAAUCUGUGGAUCUUCGCAAGGCCAUCUUGCCGAUCCCCAACCUGGAGGCAUGCGCGGCCGAACGGGAGGGAUGGUUUGCUAAGAAAAUCACGGACCUCAACAUCUGCACCACCAAGAGGAAGAAGCUCUGCUCCUUCGACAUGGGAUCACCUUUGGUCAGCUUCGGGUUGGUGGGCAUCCUUUCCAAGAGCGAUUGCUCCGACAAGCCGGAGGUCUACACCAAUUUGGAGAAUUACAGGAGUUGGCUGGAUCUUAACACAAAGGACUAAUGCUCACCAAUCUAAUUUAUCUAAUUUAAAAGUUUAACAUUUAAAUAAAAUACUAAUCAUUAAAAGAAAACAUAGAAAAUAUAAGGACCAUCAAGUCAAAAUCGAGUGAUUUCAGAAAGUGAAAAGCAAAAGGUGAUUUUAAAACAGAGAAUGCCCUUUUUUUCCAUAAACCACAUACAAAUUGAUUGUCACGGUUAUCUAAUU